AAUUUUCGUCACAGUCCGGGCACAAACCGUACAAGUUGAAAUGACACGGACUGUCUGUCCAGUCGUGCAAACGCCCCAUGAUCGUUCAUUGGCCAAGAGAAAAGUAGCAGAAGGUCAGGAAGGAGAUAGGAACAAAGGUCCUUUAUAAUCUUCUUUUUGUACACUCUCUGAUCAGACUGAAAACAAACAGCAGAUUUGAAGAAAGGUUGAUGAGGAAGUUACUUUAGUUAACUCUCUGGAGUCGGCUGUCCCACUGGCGGGAUCUGAGAAAUUUUGCUAAACUGUUUAAAUAAGUUUUUGUCAUAUAAACAUUUAAAAAAAACACCCUCAGAAACCUUGCACGGUGUACUUUUAAAAAAAUAAUAAUAAAAAAUCAAAAGAACAACAGUGACUGACUUAAGCGUCUGCGUCUCGAAGCAGCUGUGACCGCCAGCCCACUUGCAAGUCGCACUAUUCGCAUGAUAACGACAUGAUAAUCCGACAGUUAGUAUUGUGUAAAGAAAUGUGUGAACUCUCCCAUUGUGACUCAUAUAAACAAGGGCACAUGUCUGGGUGGUGUUCACACUGAUCGGCUACAACGUGACACAAGCGUACUGCUCUGCUGCUGUAGCUUUGCGCCGGGUUCAGGAAAGCCUUGCACUGGAGAGCGACGAAAAUGACAACUUCUCCUCGGAUGAAAGCAGUGAGGACAGCGAGGAAGAACUUCGCCACUUUGAGCAGCGAAUCGAUACCGUGGAAGACAAUUGUGAUGAAGACACGGAGUACAUUCCGUCUGUAACCAAGAAACCACAGCAUGAACUAGUUCAGACGCUGUCAUGGAAGGGAGAAGGCGAUGGUGACGUGGCUCCAUCGCCGCUGAGGUUCCUUCCUGCGAGGGAGCCGGGCGUGCAGCUAAACAGACGCGACAGUUACACUCCCGCGAGCCUCUUCAAGUUGUUCUUUUCGGAGGAAGCCGUGAAAACCCUCUGCCAGAACACCAACAAACAGGCUGCCAGGAAUCGCGCAAGAGGGGCAAAGUACAAAUGGGUGGAUGUUGGAGUCCAUGAAUUUUACAAAUACAUUGGACUGAUAUUCUACAUGGCCAUGAUGAAGUUGGAUCAUGUAAGAGACUACUGGCGGAGAAACAACAUCUUUUCCGUCAUUUUCCCGGCACAGGUGAUGUCGAGGGACAGGUACCAGACAAUAUCCUGGAAUGUUCACUUGAGCGACCCAGAUGAGGACAGACUGAAUUAUGCCAAGAAGGGGACCUCAGAUCACGACAAACUGUUCCAGAUCAAACCCCUCAUGUACACCAUUCAGAAUGCCUGUAUGGCAUUCUAUCAUCCCCGCAGGAGUCUUUCUGUGGAUGAACGGAUGGUGCCUUGCAAGGGACAUACUAGCAUGACACAGUACAUGAAGAACAAACCAACCAAGUGGGGUUUCAAGUUGUUUGUGCUUGCAGAUUCCAGCAAUGGAUACACUGUGGACUUUGCAGUGUACACUGGAAAGAACAUCUUCCCCACUGGCCAGGGACUCUCUUAUGACUCUGUCAUGUCACUGAUCAAUAAAAGGUUUUUGGGGUCUGGGUACCAUGUAUACAUGGACAACUUCUACACAAGUCCAAAGCUUUUCAAGGACUUGUUUGCGCGCAAGUUUCCUGCUUGUGGAACGUAUAGAGAGAACAGGAAGGACUGUCCACGAAGUGCCGUCAACGCACUGACAAAGGAGUCACCUCGAGGGACGUACCGCUGGAUGAGGGACGGCCCUCUUCUCUUUGUGAAGUGGAAGGACACGAGGGAGGUGUCCAUCUGCUCCACCAUCCAUACUGCCUAUGCUGGGGAUGUAGUACAGAGGAAAGUGAAGUCCAGGGAGGGCGUCUGGACCACCGAGUCCUUUCCGUGCCCCUCACCGGUGAUGGAGUACAACAAGUACAUGGGAGGUGUGGAUUUGUCGGACCAGCUGAUCCAGUACUACACGACACAGCGCAAGAGAAUGAAGUGGUACAUGAAACUCUUUCUUCACUUCUUGGACAUUUCCGCGACCAAUGCCUACAUUCUCCACAAAGAACACAUGCAACAGGACGGCAUGACCCACAAGGCGUUCAUGGAGGAGCUCACCGCACAGCUGUGUGGUGUGACACAGAAUGUCCCCACCAAGAUGACCAGUAGUGUUCAUGUGCCAGUUCCUGGGGCUGAGCUGAGCUCUGACAGCAGGAUGAAGGCUACCUCUGGGCGAAAGACUUGUGUGAAUUGCAGGAUGCAUGGUGGGAACAAAACAAAAACCCCAUGGAAGUGCAAAGCAUGUGAUGUCCACCUUUGCCUUCAACCGAACAGAAACUGUUUCGAGGCUUGGCAUACGGAUCAGGACUAAAAAUUAGUUGUGUUAAUUUAGUUAGUGUUCUGUUGCUUUAUUCGUGCACCCACUUAUUUUGUGAUUUACUUAAUUUACUUAUUUUGUGUUGUCCAUUUAUAUUUUAAAUCCCAUUUAAAAAAGGAUUUUGUUGUUGCUUUUCUUGCAUUUCAAACUUCCUUUCCAAAGUGAUGGGUGUGGGGUGCAGUGACAUUCCAGACUGAUGGGCCAUUGACAGCAUGCAAACUACUACAGGUGUGGGGACACCUAUCUCAUCAAUAUUCAUUGUGUCAGCCACUGACUUUGAAAAUAGUGGCAUGAGUUAUACAUUGGACUGAUAUAUGUGCCACUCCAAAGUAAUUUACUACAAAGUAAAUUUUAGUAAUCGAACCACAUAAACUUUGAGAAUGUCUGUCUCAUUCACCUAUGUUGUAGCCACAUAGAUUUCCAUGCUGGCCAUGCUGGCUGACCUUGCCUGCCCCCUGGGUUUCUUGCUUCACUGCCUCAAGAAGAUCGAGCACCACAGUGCAGUGCAGUAUUUCAGUGUUACAGGUGGCUAACGACUACUGCUACGGCCAGGCCUGCCUUGUGUCCUGCUCGUGCUUGGAGACGAUAUAAUCUCCACCCCACCCAGACACACACAUUUCUUGACUCUGCACAUGCCGCUGACGUGCUAUAACACACACACACACACACACAGACAGACACUCACUGAAAUAGUCUGUGCUGUUUUAUCAAAAUACAGGCUAACUAAAACGGAAACCCCACCACUGAAAUUCAAAAUCCAUUCGUAUGAGAGAGACACUAUCAUUCGCAGCUUUAAUGCUUUGAAGUUAUCUAUUGGAAAAUUUAUGACACAUUCGUUAUUUACACAUACCGGGCCCUUAGACAGCCCAGACACAGGCCUAUACAGAAUUACCACUUACAUUAUACUCUGCUCUGUUCAUUAAUGUUAGUAACCCACCACUGUCUUUUUCACAUCUGUCAUGGGAUUGUUUCCACAAGCAUGUGCAACAUCUCAACAAAUCAUUUUCAUCCAGAUUUGUAUUGACGAUGGAUGGGGGUGUAACCUGGCCAUCCUGUAGUUUCAGGAAGUCAGCUGACUUCACUUUAUUGGUUCAUAAUGUUGCUGAGCUGUAAUAAUGAUCCAAUCACUGGCUUUUAAGUAUUUCCUGAUUUAAAUUCAAACUGUGAUUCAAUUCAUCAUCAUCGAUGUCAUCAUUACAAGGUAAUAAAACCAUUACAUGCAUUUAAAUGCAUGGACA
This is a messenger RNA of Paramormyrops kingsleyae, 3593 nucleotides long. NCBI's taxonomy places the organism in Eukaryota, Metazoa, Chordata, Actinopteri, Osteoglossiformes, Mormyridae. The record is from RefSeq and is a predicted model, not a curated record.